This is a messenger RNA of Sinocyclocheilus grahami, 2731 nucleotides long. Its product is annotated as GTPase HRas-like. Gene Ontology annotation, molecular function: GTP binding; GTPase activity. Gene Ontology annotation, biological process: signal transduction. Lineage: Eukaryota; Metazoa; Chordata; Actinopteri; Cypriniformes; Cyprinidae. Gene Ontology annotation, cellular component: membrane. The transcript is spliced from 6 exons. The record is from RefSeq and is a predicted model, not a curated record. Bases 374 to 943 code for a protein of 189 amino acids.
UUGAGACACCGAGUGUUUGGGCGUGUGCUGUGGCUCUAAGCGCCCUCUUCUUCUUUCUUCCCCCUACACACACACACACACACACACACACACUCUCUCUCUCUCUCUCUCUCUCUCUCUCUCUCUCUCUCUCUCUCUCUCUCUCUCUUUCUCUGCUUGCCUAUCAGUCGACCCACACCGGCAGCUCGUUAUUCAAUGUUUGUGUUGCUCGCAUCUGCUUCAGGGAGUCUAUACCGCGCGAGAAGAAGAAGAACAUGCGCUGUCUGAGAGGAGCAGCGGGAAGGAUGUCGACAUAUUAUUGACUUGUGCUGACUGUGUCGUCGAGACGAGCGAACAGCGCCGUGUGUUUACUUCGGUCACAGUAGCAGUGAGAAUGACGGAAUAUAAGUUAGUGGUGGUUGGUGCAGGUGGUGUAGGCAAGAGUGCUCUGACAAUCCAGCUCAUUCAGAACCACUUUGUUGAUGAAUACGACCCAACUAUUGAGGACUCAUAUAGGAAACAGGUGGUGAUUGAUGGAGAGACGUGUCUGUUGGAUAUCCUGGAUACUGCAGGUCAGGAAGAGUACAGUGCAAUGAGAGACCAGUACAUGAGGACCGGAGAGGGCUUUCUCUGUGUCUUUGCCAUCAACAAUACCAAGUCUUUUGAGGACAUUCAUCAGUACAGGGAACAGAUUAAGAGGGUUAAAGACUCAGAUGAUGUGCCUAUGGUGCUUGUGGGUAAUAAAUGUGACUUACCAGCACGCACUGUGGACACAAGACAAGCCCAGGAACUCGCCUGUAGCUACGGUAUACCCUACAUUGAAACCUCAGCCAAGACAAGACAGGGAGUGGAAGAUGCAUUUUACACUCUUGUCCGUGAAAUCAGGCAGCAUAAGCUGAGGAAACUGAACCCGCCAGAUGACAAUGGCCAAGGCUGUAUGAACUGCCGCUGUGUGGUGUCAUGAUCUGUGAAUAUGCAUGACGAGGCUUUUAGAGUGGUGCAGCCUUCCAGACCACAAUCACUGCAACACCUACACAGAUGCUGGAUGUUUAGAGCAGACUGUGUAAAAGGGAUGCUCCCGUCUUGCUCCUUCAUUGGAGAUGAAAUAAGUUGUACCUCAUUUUAACAGUCUCAACACUGGAGUUGCUACAACUGGAUGAAGCUGUCACCCUUAAAUAUAUUUACAUUAAACAAACUAUCUACUCUUAACUGGAAGUAAUAGCUCAGAAAAUAACCUCUCAUAUUGCUUUGUUAAAUGUGGAUGUUAGAAAAACACUUUACGAGAUGGAGAUGAGAAACACUACAUCAGUUAUAUUAGCAUACGUCUAGAUGUGAGAAAGAUUUGUUGCUUAGAGCAAGUCUAACACAUUCUAAAAUAUUGCAAAGAGGACUUUUAGUCAUAUGCAGUGUGUUUAUCAGAGGUUAUGGUGCAAUAGAUUGCGAUUAGAGGGUACACCUCCGAUAAGUCUUUGAUUUGCACAUGGUGUAGGACAACAUUUUAAAACGGAGGACUUUAUUCUUUGUUAGCUUUUGGUUUUGAAUGGCCCUCGGGGUCUUUGAAUUGUGGCUUGAUUAGAUAUCCAGAUGUGAUGCUUUUUAUUUUUCGAUAUUAGACAAAUGCAUUGCAGAUAAUUGCAUUGGCUAAAGAAGACAGAUUAAUGAAGAUCUCUUCAAAGAAUAAACAGACUUGUUGGAAAAUGAACGCAAAGCUACUAUAAACUUAAAAGCUUGGACUGAAAAGCCUUGUUGAUAUUCUUGCCAAGUACUGUGCUGUUCCCAUGUUCAGGGCAUAAGCUUGAAACUUUUACAUGUAUACCAUAUUGUCUAAUCUUCAACUGCAUUUUCCCCUUAUGCCUUUCUGAAGUAAAUAUUCCAUGUUUGUGUCAUUAGGGAGUGAAGAUUUAGGUUUAAAUGUGGAAUUCAUAUGAAAAACAAAACAAAAACAGAUUGACUGUAUACCAUUACUGUAAAUUAUCAUAUGAGGGAACCUUAAGUUAUAUGUUCAUAGGCAACAUAUGGCCUUGUAAUUGCAGGGAAGAGCCACAGUCUGGACUUUCUCUUUUUGAUUGCUUAAAAUAGCUCAUGUCUCUUUGCAAAGUACAGAUUUUAAAUCUCAACAAAGAUCUUUCUAGUUCAUUUAGGCUACUUAAAUCAGAUGAACUAACAUGUCUUUGACUAGUAGUGAGUGUAUUCUCUUUCUGGUUGAAAUUUGAUGAUUUUACUGUAAGGAUUCUGGUGUGUUUUAUUCCCUGACAGUCUAUUGAUUGUUCUCAAGGACAUACAUGGACGGAUAUGAUUCUCCUUUUAAAUCACAAGUCAGUAGCUAUGGAUAUGACCUUCAGGGGAUUCUGUCAGAAUGCUGUAGGCAUCCAGAUCUUUUUGAUAGAUUUACUGUCUAUGCUGCCACAGAGUAAUGUGGGUUUAUCAGGCGGCGAGAUUGCUUCCACUUAGCUACCGAAUAAUGUUUUACAUCAAUACUAUUGGUUAAUGGCCAUUUUCCGUAGGCUAACACUCAGAUUAACAUUAUGUAAAAAAAAAAAAAAAAUCAAAAAAACGUGACCUGUCCAACGUUAUUCUGUUUUGAACUUGACGUACGCCAACUGCUGCUAAAUAAUUUUUGUUUUCUUUCUUUUUUUAUGGAAAAGAAAUGGUAGAACACAGCGUUAGCGUUCCAAAAGGCUGUGUCGGUUCUGGUAUUAAAUAAUCAUAUUGGUUUUUGCAGCAAUUAAUACUUAAAAAUAUGAUUAUUUUU